GCUUGCCAUUUUCCCGUAAAAAGUCUCGUUUGUUUUGUUGUGAAAACAGAGAGGAACGGAGGAGAGUAUAGUUUCCUGCACGUGAAAUGGAAGCGAUAGAUAUAAACUCACUGCAACAUGCCACCGUCGCGAACGGUGUUUCCUGCUGCAAGACUGGACCUGGGUACGCCACCCCUCUAGAGGCCAUGUCUGGUCCUAGAGAGGCUCUUAUCUACGUCACUUGCGUCUAUUCUGGGACUGGAAGGGAGAAACCUGAUUACCUAGGUACUGUGGAUGUGGAUCCAAGCUCACCUACUUAUUCCAAAGUUAUCCAUAGGCUACCUGUGCCAUACUUAGGUGAUGAACUACACCAUUCAGGGUGGAAUUCAUGCAGCUCUUGCCAUGGGGAUCCUUCUGCAACCCGACGUUUCUUGGUCCUGCCUUCCUUGAUAUCUGGGCGCAUUUAUAUUAUUGACACAUUGACAAAUCCAAAGGCUCCGUUUUUACAUAAAGUUGUUGAGCCCGCAGAUGUAAUACAGAAAACAGGCCUAGCAUAUCCACACACAUCUCAUUGCCUUGCUUCUGGUGAUUUAUUGAUUUCGUGCCUUGGUGAUAAAGACGGGAAUGCUGAGGGGAAUGGAUUUCUUUUGCUUGAUUCUGAAUUCAAUGUGAAAGGAAGAUGGGAGAAACCAGGUCACAGUCCCCUGUUUGGAUAUGAUUUCUGGUAUCAACCUCAGCACAAAACAAUGAUUAGCACAUCAUGGGGAGCCCCUGCUGCCUUCACCAAGGGCUUCAACCCUCAGCAUGUCUCAGAUGGUCUGUAUGGAAGGCAUCUCUUCGUGUACAGCUGGCCUGAUGGUGAACUGAAACAAACAUUAGAUCUUGGCAAAACAGGACUCAUACCACUGGAGAUAAGGUUUCUUCAUAAUCCUUCCAAGGAUACAGGAUUUGUUGGGUGUGCCUUAACAAGUAACAUGGUGCGGUUCUUCAAAACAGCAGAUGAAUCAUGGAGCCAUGAGGUGGCAAUAUCAGUGAAGCCACUAAAAGUUCGAAACUGGAUUCUUCCUGAAAUGCCAGGGCUUAUAACUGACUUUUUGAUUUCUCUUGAUGAUCGUUAUCUUUACUUUGUGAAUUGGCUACAUGGAGAUAUACGACAGUAUAACAUUAAGGACCCUAAAAAUCCAGUCUUGACAGCCCAGGUAUGGGUUGGGGGAUUGAUUCAAAAAGGAAGCUCUGUAUUUGCAGUGGAAGAAGAUGGCAACACAUAUCAGCAUGAUGUUCCUGAGAUACAGGGACAUCGUCUUAGAGGGGGGCCUCAGAUGAUCCAAUUAAGCUUAGAUGGGAAGCGGUUAUAUGUCACCAACUCUCUCUUCAGUGCAUGGGAUAAUCAGUUCUAUCCUGAACUUGCCGAGAAAGGAUCUCACAUGUUACAGAUUGAUGUUGACACAGAGAAAGGUGGUCUUGCAAUAAACCCAAACUUCUUCGUGGACUUUGGAGCUGAACCAGAUGGUCCUUCCUUUGCACACGAGAUGAGAUACCCAGGUGGUGACUGCACUUCAGAUAUAUGGAUUUGAACAUAUCACAAUGUUACUUUCUCUUGUUGUAUUCCAGCACUUGUAAUCAUCUAUCCCAUCCGUCGAUUGCUUGGAUGACUUGAAUAAUCAAUAACCAUGAGUAGUUAAUAAAGAGUUGGAUUUGUA
This is a messenger RNA of Rubroshorea leprosula, 1679 nucleotides long. NCBI's taxonomy places the organism in Eukaryota, Viridiplantae, Streptophyta, Magnoliopsida, Malvales, Dipterocarpaceae. The record is from the annotation of a GenBank genome assembly.